AUGGCCGCACGCCGUCGUCAGUUCUCGGAAGGAGUUUUCAGCUUUUCGAUGCCCCUUUCUCUAACAUUACAGCAGUGCGAGUCAGCAAAAUAUCUUGUGAUCAAGCUUGUGCGGCAUUAUGGCCCUGACCAGACUGUGCGGAAGGGCUAUAAGCCUGCCGCGCUUAUUCAUGCUAUGCUUGAACAAGUUGCCUCUUUGGAUACUUUCUUAAAUCUCUUCCUGUCAUUCAUCUAUGAGGAUCUGUGCUCAGACAUGGUGUCCGUGGUGGAUUUCGACAUUACUUGCGCCUUAUCCUACCUCGAUGGUUUCGCAUCAUGGGAAUCUGAACAAAUAAUUAAUCUCAACAAAGCUAUUGAAAACUUUGCUGAGCUUAUUGUUGACGAAUUUCUCCUACCUCUUAGAGCCGCAUCUCUUAAAACACCACAAUCAAGGCCCAGAUCGUUGUUCUCACAGAGUUCCGCCCCAACCGGAACAGAGCAGCGUGUAUCUAUUCUACGACAGAGCUGUCUUGUGCGUGACCACCAUCGAUGUGUGGUUUCUCGGAAAUUUGACAGAGCAACGGCCAGAAAUCGUUUCACAGAGAAUGGGGAAUCUUGCGCCGACGAUGACGGGAAGCUGUUGAAAGAUGAGCCUAAUGGUGACUUUGAAUAUUUGGAGGUUGCUCACAUUUUACCUCGCUGCCUGACAACGAUAGCUUCCGAAGACACAGACUUGAGUGAUUCAAAGAAAAAUGUUCUCCGAGUCUUGGAUAUGUUCGAGGCCGGUAUCGGUCAUCUCAUAGAUGGCCCAAAGAUUGAUACCCCUAUGAAUGCCCUCACAUUAACGCUGGACAACCACCGGUUCUUCGGCGAGUUCCAGAUAUUUUUCGAGCCCACCGGUAUACCGCAUCAGUAUAGGAUUGACUCGACAGAGCAGGUUCCGUUCUUGCGGGAUCCUUUGUUUCCCGUCACUCGUACACUAACACUGAGCCCCGGUGGUGCAAUCGAUUCACCCUUCUCCCGUCUCUUCCAAGUCCAUCGUGCAAUCGCCAUCAUAAUGAAAUUGAGUGGUGCAGGAGAUUACAUUGAGAAGGUCCUCCAGGAUAUAGAGGAAUUAAAUGUCAGAGAAGAUGAAUCAACACAUUUGGGAUAUCUUACUAGCCUACGACUAGGCGGGUGGUUAAAGAGUUAA
This is a messenger RNA of Penicillium vulpinum, 1170 nucleotides long. RefSeq names its product HNH endonuclease signature motif containing protein. Lineage: Eukaryota; Fungi; Ascomycota; Eurotiomycetes; Eurotiales; Aspergillaceae. The coding region runs from base 1 to 1170 and encodes 389 amino acids. The record is from RefSeq and is a predicted model, not a curated record. The transcript is spliced from 3 exons.